Monopterus albus (swamp eel) is the source of this 14224-nucleotide messenger RNA. RefSeq names its product protein turtle homolog B-like. Gene Ontology annotation, molecular function: protein binding. The record is from RefSeq and is a predicted model, not a curated record. Gene Ontology annotation, cellular component: neuron projection. Lineage: Eukaryota; Metazoa; Chordata; Actinopteri; Synbranchiformes; Synbranchidae.
UCACGGCGUCGACUGCUUUCGUCUCAUUGGCGCAGGUGAUCCGUUUCGGGAUGCGAGAGGAGAGCGGAGGAGAGGGGAAGAGAGAGGGAGAAGCGCCGAUGGAAAAGUGACCAGGGCUCGGUUAGCAAGAAAACAGGAUACCGCCCCGAUUCAGUUUGUCCUGGGCCUCUCGGCGAAGUGAGGUUCAUCGAAAGGGGCACUUUGAGAUAUCAUGCGGUUUAUUUCUGGUCGGCAAUAGUACUAUGAUUUGGUAUGUGGCCACUUUGAUAGCAAGUGUAUUCAGCACCCGAGGAACGGCCGCUCAAGGUGCCCGCGGAGUGCGAGAGGAGCCCCAGUUUGUGACAGCACGUGCAGGAGAGAACGUCAUCCUGGGAUGCGAUGUCUCCUACCCCCUGAACGGCCAGCCCUACGUGGUGGAGUGGUUCAAGUAUGGAAUGCCCAUCCCUUUCUUCAUUAACUUUCGCUUCUACCCUCCUCAUGUGGACCCGGAAUAUGCUGGCCGGGCCACUCUGCACGGCAAGUCCUCCCUCCGGAUAGAGAAUGUGCGUUCAGACGACCAGGGCUGGUAUGAGUGUAAGGUGCUGAUGCUGGAACAGCAGUAUGACACCUUCCAUAAUGGCAGCUGGGUGCAUCUAACUGUCAAUGCUCCCCCCACAUUCACAGAUACACCACCUCAGUAUGUAGAAGCCAAGGAGGGGGGGAGCAUCACCUUGACCUGCACCGCCUUUGGCAACCCCAAACCCUCAGUCAGCUGGCUCCGGGAAGGCAACCUCAUGGUCAGCAGUACCAAGUAUAAGGUGUCUGAUGGGAGUUUGACAGUGCUAUCCAUCACGCGGGAGGAUCGUGGGGCCUACACCUGUCGAGCCUUCAGUCCCCAGGGCGAGGCCAUUCACACCACACGGCUGCUAGUACAAGGCCCUCCGUUCAUUGUCUCACCGCCGGAGAACAUUACAGUGAACAUCUCACAGGACGCCUUCUUUACCUGCCAGGCAGAGGCCUAUCCUCGUAACCUGACCUACACCUGGUUCUGGGAGGAGGACAACGUCUUCUUCAAGAAUGACCUAAAGCGCAGAGUCAGUAUUCUCAUUGAUGGCUCCCUCAUCAUUGCCCAAGUCAAACCAGAGGAUGCUGGGAAGUAUACCUGUGCCCCUAGCAACAGCCUGGGCCGACCACCAACUGCCUCUGCCUACCUAACAGUGCAAUACCCUGCCCGUGUGGUAAACAUGCCAUCUGUCAUCUACGUGGCCAUUGGUCUGCCUGGUUUCAUCCGCUGUCCUGUAGAUGCCAACCCCCCUGUAACUUUGGUUAAGUGGAAGAAAGAUGGCCUCCCUCUCCGGAUAGAUAAGUAUCCUGGUUGGAGCCAAAUGGACGAUGGGAGCAUCCGUGUGGCAGAGGUGACGGAGGACUCUCUUGGCACCUAUACCUGCAUGCCUUACAAUGCCUUGGGUUCCAUGGGAUGGUCCCCUCCUGCUCCCCUGGUGCUAAAGGACCCUCCCAAAUUCUCAGUGGUUCCUGGAGGGGAGUACAGGCAGGAGGCUGGGAGAGAACUGGUCAUCCCCUGUGAGGCCGAGGGAGAUCCCUUUCCCAACAUCACAUGGAGGAAAGUAGGGAAGCCCAGUAAAAGCAAGCACAAUGUUCUGCCCCGAGGCAGCUUACAGUUCAAGUCACUCACUAAGGAGGACCACGGGGAGUGGGAGUGUGUCGCCACCAACGUUGCCACGAGCAUCACUGCCAACACGCACGUCCAAGUUAUAGGCACAAGCCCCCACGCCCCCACCAGUGUCCAUGUGGUGGCAUCCUCCACCUGGGCCAAUGUGUCCUGGGAGGCAAGCUAUGACGGAGGUUUCCAGCAGACAUUCUCAGUCUGGCUGAAGAGGGAGCACUUAGGUCCACAUGACUGGCUUUCCAUACCUGUGCCUGGAGCCCAUGACUGGAUGGUGGUGCCUGGUUUGGAGCCAGAGACAACAUACCAGUUCAGCAUCCUGGCCCAAAACAAGCUUGGUACAGGUCCCUUCAGCGAAGUUGUCACUGUGAACACACUAGUAUUUCCUAUAAGUACCCCUGAACCAUUGGUGCUGCUUACCCCACCACGGUGCCUCACAGCCAAUCGCACGCAGCAGGGUGUCCUGCUCACCUGGAUGCCUCCUGCCAAUCACACAGCACCUAUCCAGCAUUAUGUCAUGGAAAAGGUCUUGGAGGACAGCAUACAUGCUGGUGAAACAGAGUUGCUUGCCCGAGACCUCAUCCAGGAGGCAUGGUAUGAGUUUCGCAUCAUGGCUGUCAUGGAUGACAUGAUCAGUGAGCCUAGUAAUGUAGUAGGAGUGUCCAGCACAGACAUCUUCCCUCCUCCAGAGAUGGUGGAGGAGCGUGGACUGGCACGGCCUGUAGUGGCUGGCAUUGUGGCCACUAUCUGUUUCCUGGCAGCAGCUGUCCUGUUCAGUACAAUGGCUGCCUGCUUUGUCAACAAGCAGCGCCGGCGGAAGCUCAAGAGAAAAAGAGACCCCCCUCUUUCCAUAACCCACUGCAGAAAAAGUAUGGAAACUCCGUCAUCUUCAGGAAAGGUGAGCCCAGAGAGCAUCCGUUCAAAGGCUUCCCCAUCAGAAUCAUCUGAAGAUAGUCAUGACCAGCGUGGGAAGAAACCACCCCCAAGUCCAGGGAAGAAGGAGGAAUUGUCUUUGUACAAGAAGACUAAAAGAGCAAUAACAAGUAAGAAGUACAGCAUCGCCAAGCAUGAAGCUGAAGCAACAACACCUAUUGAACUCAUCAGCCGUGGCCCAGAUGGACGGUUUGUCAUAGAUCCCACUGACGCAGAAAUGUCUAUUAAGCCUCGGCGAAUUGAGGGCUUCCCUUUUGUAGAAGAAUCAGACCUCUAUCCUGAAUUUCGGCAGUCAGAUGAAGAGAAUGACGAUCCUAGGCCUCUGCCACCAGUUAUGCCCCCCCUUCGGCCUCACCAGAUUUCCCCUUUCUCCAGUCAGGAAUCCUAUCUGCAACCUCCAGCCUACAGCCCUCGUUUCCACAGGCCCUUCGAAGGUAUGACCAUCAUGGAGAGCAGUCGGCUCCAGGCCACAGGGCAAAUCCGAGGCUCUCUCCACCACAGGGCUUUCUAUGGCUAUCUAGGCCCCCCUGGGGAUCAUGAUCCCCCACCUCCUUUUUACAUGCCUGAUACCAGUCCUCUCAGCUCUGUCAUGUCCUCCCCUCCAUACCUUGCUGAGGGUCCUUUUGGUCACCCCAUGAUUCCUGAAGAAAUGGGAGAGGGAGAUUUUCCACAAUAUACUGUCUCUGGUUUUCCACUUCCUCUGACACUCACAUCUUCCUCUCGUUCACCAGAGAUUUGGCAGGGACUGGAUUUCACCUUUGCAAGUCUGGAGGGGCCCCAAUUCAUUUUUCCACCCCAUCACCCUUUGCAUCUCCGCCAUGACUCCCCUUAUCCUCCUCCACCUCAUGUCCUUCCCCUUAGUGCUUUCCAGCCCUCCUCCCUCCCAAUGCCCACCUACCCAACUGUCCUGCCACUGGAGGCUCCAAAGAGCCGCUCAAGUAAGUCUCCCAGCAAGGCUAAGCCUCAUGGCUCCCCAGCCAGGCAUUUAACUAUGCAAGAGGCACAUUUAGGGCAGCUAAGACACACAAGCCACGGUAUGGGUGUGCCAGUUUUGCCUUACACCGAUCCAAUGGCCCAUAUAGUCCCUAGCACAUUCAGUAGCCUGGACACACGAUGGUUUGACACCACCCCUCGUUUCAGUCCCAGACAGGCUCGAAGGAUGGAUUCUGGCCUGCAUCAGGUGGUUCUCCAGCCGUCUCAACUCUCACCCCUCACCCAAAGCCCCCUUAGCUCUCAUGAGGGCUCCCCAGAGAUUGUAGUACGUCCCAGGCCACGUCCCGGCAUUGUCCACCCUCCCAUUCCCCCAGAGAUGUCUGAGAUUACCCUCCUCCCUCCUUCCACAGCCAGUUUCUCAAGGAGAUCUUCCCCUUCCUCCUCACCUGCCCAACGCCAGAGUAGCAGGAGAGCGAGCCCUAGCUACCGUUCCCACAUGUCCUUUGCCACCUCUGCAACCAGCUACCCAGCUUCCCAGUCCCCAUCACCCCCCAUGGAAAGCAGCAACAUAUUUGGGCAGAUGCCAUCUCAGAGGAGGACUGAGGAGGAGAUCCUUCCAUCUGAGCCCUCUCCACCCCAGUUGUCAGCUUCAGGAAAACGUCGAGGUGUGCUGAGUGCCCUUUCGGGGUCUGAGAGGAUUGAUGCUCUGAGAUAUCAGCGUAUUAAAAAGGCCAAGAAAAUGAUGAUGAACAACAAUAAUUCCAAGCCCAGAAAGAAAACAGGUGUCUCCACCUCUCAGACCCAGCAGGCCCACACCUCUCAGGUACUCCAGCCCGAAGAAGCUCUCUACCUCCAUAAAAAAAGGAAACGGCCCAUCCUUCAUGACCCAUAUACUCGCUUUUCUGCUCUGCUGCACCGCCGCCCACAACGGGAGGACCAGAAGGCUAUUUUGGCUAGCAUGGACAACAUAGACCUAGACCAUGCCACUCUCCUCUGAAAGUUUUGAGGCAAAGGUCACAACCAUGCAAUAUGGCACCAUUCCAAAAUACCAAUAGCUAACAAAUGCUACAUCCAAGCUGGAUAAAACAACACCAUCAAUUAAAGAUUUUUGCAGUUUAUUAUGUAUAAAGGGGAAUAGCACUGAAUUUCAGGAUUCAGAUUUGGUAUAUUCGGUAGUUACACCCUUGGUCAGUUCAGUCUGCAUUAAUAAGCAUUCUGCAGUGUUCAUGAGCUAAUCUGUGGUGGCUCCAAAUGUACUUGGAACAAUCACAAAUUAGAUCAAGAACCCAUAAGAUUUCUGUUUUAGGACCAAAUGUAAUUUUUCGGUAGAAAGAUUUAUGAUUGUGAGUAAAAUGCUGGUUUCAACUUAUAGUCAAUGAAACAGCAGCAUUGGAAAAUUGGACAUCACAUCACAGAUUGGAGUCUUGGUUUUAAGUUUUUUUCUUGGAAAAUGUUUGUGUUAUUUAACUGAUUGAGAAUCCCAGUGGCACACAAAAGUUCUGUGUAUACCUAAAUCAACUAGUAUUCCCUUUUAAAAUUGUAUUUGGACUUCUUACAAUUUUUACUCCAGUGCAAAGGAUUAAUUUUAAAAGAUGCAAUACUUCAUUACCAAUUCCAAUUUUUUUCCUUUUUAGAAUUCCCAUUUUUUCCUACACCAGUGAUAUCAUUUUUAUUUGAAAGGCUUCUCCAGACUUGGGUCAUGUUUUUUGUGCUGAGCAAGUUCCUCAAAAAAGCCCUGUGGAUCUCCGUUUACAGCACCUUCCACUGGAUCCUCUCUGCCAGCAACAUCUCUGCUAAGAAACUCGCCUCACAAGUAUGGCUAUUCUAACUUCCUACCAACUAUACCUCAGAGCACAGGACACGAGACCACACAACCACCAGGAUCAGCCAGCAUAACAAACUAGCCUUUUUCCUCCCUUUAGUCAUUACUGUUCUCCAUUUGCUUUUCUUAUAAUAGCAUGUUCCACUUUUCCAUUCAUAUAUGUGCUUAUUCUAGAUUGUUAGACAAGUUAAUUUAGUUUAUUUUCUUGCAAAAUUAUAAUUUUGUCACAAAAGUGAAGAAACCCAUCUUUUCAAGUCUAUUUAGUGUCAUCAUAAAUGAUCAGGACAUGGGCUUGUUGUUUAAGGACUGUCAGACAAAAAGAAACACAGCUCUAAACUACUUGACUUGGGCUACAGAAGGUAUUCUACUUACUUUCACGUGAUAUCAUUUCUUAUGGGAUAGAUGACAUUUAGCAUUGAAUCGCAAAUGUUUUCACCAGGGGCUUACAUUUGUAUUUCACACAUACCAUUACAAAACAUUAACAGAUACAGUGAAAAGUGAUCAUUUAAUUACAAAAUAUUUUUAUAUUGUCAAUUGAAUUACAUUACUGAGAAACAUGGGGGAAAACAUUAGAUUCAAUAUAACACCAUUUAAUUACUCAAAUUAAUUCCUCUUAAGCUCUAUUUUUAGUGUCUCAUAUCUCUGAACAGUUUGCACUGGAGCAAAGUCAUGUCCAUUCAAUAGAUCUGUGUGUUACUUCACAUCCCUUUGUUCAGUUCUUCUGCUUUAGGUAGUUUAGAGGGCUCCAAAUCCUAUUCAAACAGAACUAUAGCCAAGCCAAAACAAGCCAAUUAAAUAUAAAAAACAAAUCAUACAUAGUGAAAGAUAGGAUUUUGUGCCAUAGUAUAUAAUAGUAUUUUUUAUACGUAUUAGAGAGUAUAAAAACAAUGGCUUUGUUUGGCCUUAAUGGAGCAUCUGUUUGGUUGUCUGCCUCACUUUUGUGUAAUUUAUUUCUCUUUAUACUGUUCUUUUUUUGUUUGUGUGCCUCUUUUUGCCAUUAGCCUUUUGGAUUUUGACUCUUUAUGUGCUUAUCAUUUAAAAUGGGAAGACAAGAGUACAGUCAACUAAAAAAAUCAGUAUGUGACAUUGAAGGCAACACAAGAUGAGCCAUUAGUUUUUACUGUACUCUGCUUGUUAAGCAGUUCUGUUUACUUCUUGCUUAGUUUUAUUUUUGAACGAUUCCAGUGAUUGAGAUGAUUGAAUCUGCCUGUCUAAGUCAUAAACAAAUAUGGAUACUAAGGUCCUAAAAACAAAAUUUUAAGAGUUAAAGAAGUGCCAUAGCAUCAGAAACUCAGCUGUUUCACACAUAGUACAUGCUGUAGCUAGGAUCAGCAGGGGAGGAACAUGUGUUGUAAAAGCUCAAACUUUUGUUACCAUUUUUUGUUUGUUUUUCUCAGUUUUGCUCAUAAGGUGCUCAGUUUUUUCAGAGAGUGUAUUCACUCGUAGAUGUUGCAGUAACAUAUCCUGGGCUUCUAAAAAAGAUAUGAAGGCUGUGUCCAUGUUCUGCUGAAGUGUAUUUGGACUGGUAUUGCUCAACUAUGUUCAGAGGUUUUUAUGCAUUUAUCUGAUUUUGUGCAGAUUCUCACAUAGCUGCAACUCCAACAUAGUCUUCGAAAAUCAGCCACAUUUUAAGUGACUAAAUUUUUUUGUUUUAUGGAGAUAUAUCCAUAAUGAAUGCUCAUCAGAGUAUCUACUAAAUUAGUCCCCUGAGAGCCCCUAUUAUACAUAAUUAAAAACAAAUUGUUCUCAAACAUGACCAUAUCCAGCAUACAGGUAAAUAAAAAAAUAAAUGCAUCAUACAGAUGCGUUAUGGUUGCUUUAGUAGUUAAAAAAGCAACUAUUUUAGUAAUGAAGCUAGUGCCUUUACUUUUGAUGGCGUUAUUAUGUCUCCAACGUUGGAGCAUUUGUCAGCUAACAGUUAAGUAUUGAGUCUGUGUCGAUAUAAUGCACUUAUUGUGGAAAUAACGUUGAAAUACAGUUUAUUUAAUAUAGCAUUAACACUUAUAACUAAAGUGAAACCACAAUAUCUGAUUCCAAGGAUAACAAAGUCAGCAUGAAUAGUUUCAGUGAGAAUAAAGUGUCUUGAAAAUACACGUAGCUCACGUAGAUCAUUGAUAAUAAUUGACAAAUCUGCUACUCAGUCAGCUGCAGCAUUUUAGGAAUAAGAGCUACUGCCCAUCUCUGUGAAUGCUGUGGUGUUUGAAGGACUGUACACACAAUCACUUAGCUUGCCUAGAUAAAGAGAAUGGCAACAAGGAUGUGACACCAACAUUAUUCAAACAUUCUAAGGUACUAUCUAAUUGAUUGAUUGAUUUACUGAACUGACUGAAACGUAUCACUGUAGAAGCCAUAGAUGCUUUAGUGGUGGUGUCAAACAGUGACUCUUCUUGCAGCAUAAGGUGCUAAGCAAACAAUGGCAUAAUGCUAUACUAAUGAGUGAGCCUUCCAUAAAUUAUUACACUUCCAUUUUCACAAAUGUGUAAGUGCUGUAUUGUAUUUUUAUAAAGCAACAAGGAAAGGCUGCACUGCUCCCAAUUUAAUCUGUGGUUAGGAGGCACAGAAAAGGAAGCAGGAACCUCUUCUUCUGUAAAAUUAUUCUGGCAUACCAACAGCAAUAAUUAAAAAAACUGCAGGCACUCUGAUGCAUAAUGUUCUACUAGUCAAAUGUAUUAUUGUGCAUUGUUGCUGUUGAGUAUCACAGUUUUUAUGCCAUCUUGACAAAGGUGUUUCCACAAGCUAUAGGAAGAAGAGUGCUGUAGUUUCCUUUCAGAAGGCAUAUUGGUUUUUAAUGUUUCACUGCAGACCUCCUGGUGUUGGUGUUGCUGUGGGUCUUCUGUGCAGCGCUCCGGACAGAAAUAACUAGGUGAAUGUUGGAUUAGUCUUGUUGAAAGACUUUGGCACUGUACUUCCUAGGCCUGUAUGAUAGACUGGACAGUCACUGCAUAUACAACUGUGUAGGAAAUGACAAGAUUCACACUAAAGGGACAGUGGGAUUGCUAUCAAUGAGCAAAUGAUUUUCCAGUUAUGACAUUUACGCUGCUAAGAAAACAUUCCUUGAUACUGCAGAGCAAUUUGAUCAAAUUCAUUCAAAAAAAUCACUAUUCCCUACCAAUUAUAUUAGGGUUUGGAAGCGAAUCAAUAUUAGAUCAGUAGAACAGGCAAUGUUAAAAAUUCCUGGAACUUACAGUAAUUUAAAAGUUUUAAAUCAAGAAUUUAAAACUAAAUUAUUUGCUCUGUAUUAACAGCGAUAACCUCUAAUGGCCAUACUAUUCCAAUAUACUGUCACAGUAGUACAGACACAUAAUGUUUUUGUUAAUUCUUCAAUUAAUUACGUAUAUUGAAAAUUAUAUAGACUGUAUCUGCAAAAUUGUAACUGAUGCACUGUCCCAAUUUAACACUGAGCCUAGUGUUCCAUGUUGUAAUUAUGCCACAUUUACAAGAAACUAGAACUGACAGAUGUGGGAAGAUACCUGAGCUAAAUCACUGAAAUAUAUAUUAGGAAAGGUCAGUGGUAUUACUUUGUUUUUAUAUGUUUAGGUUGAAUGUUGACGGACAGAAUACCAUGAAAACUUCAGUACAGCAGUUUAAAGAAUACCCUGAAAAUUCAACGUCACGAGAGCUCUUCAAACCAGAGGUGGUGGGAAACUGUAGCUUUGUGUGGCUCUACAAUUAUGUCAUCACAAGUGAAAUGAGAGCAGUGCAAGAUGUAGGAUGAGGCAUUUAUCUUAACACAGCUGAGGGUGAAGUCAGCUCUGAAGUGCUCUAUACCUCUUAUUGUGCCACAGAAAAAUGUGACCAUGUACAUAGUGUAUAGAGAUCGAUAUUAUUUGCAUGGUAUAUCUGUUUGAAUACCACUGUCAUAAAUGAGGAAUUGCCACUACCAGAGCAGACAUUCGGUGGCUUAUACGGUCAAGAAAAGUGUGACAGUAGUGAUAUGUUUAGUAACAAAUUGUGAAUCGCAAGCCAAUGAAAAAGUUGUACUUAUCUGAAAGGUCCAAGUGCAGAGGUGCACUUUAGGAAAAGAAAAACGGAACAACCAGUGAAACCACUCAUUGUACUUGAAGAAGUGAUAUUAUUGUGAAUAAGUAGCUCUGCUGUACACUAGUGGGGUUUUUCCAUUAUAGGAACCUACCAAAACGUGUUGAACCGUGUAACGCUUGUCACAGGUUCUGCGUUUGUCUCCACGGCUGUGCACCUGCUUUGGAGGUGCACUCUGCCAGUUAAAUUUCAGCAUCCCUCAGGAGGUAGGGGGUGGGGGUGCAUGUGCACAGAGAAGUCGCCAGUGAUUGGUUAAAUGCUACAAGCAUGUUUGUAAAGAGGCACUUAUACUGGUUUAGAGGUAAAACAGGGACUUCAGUGAGUGGACUGCCUGCAAAGUGGUGAAGACCUCACCUUUCAUCAGCUGUGUUGUACUGUGGAGUGCUGUCUGUUCUCCCUCUGCUCAGCUGACUGUGUAUGUGAGUGGGGAGCAGCCCCUCCCUCUUCGAAACAGAGAGAGAUACAGAGAAAAUACAAUGGAAAAACAAAGCAGGAUGUCCGUGUCAAUCCAGGAGGUUAUGCGGGGUGAACUAGGGUGUAUACCGCUCAUCAAGUGGUGAUAGUGGAAAUGCAGCAUUAUUUUGAAUAAUAAUGAAACCAAAUUUUAAUUCCAAGACUUAUAGGUUCACAUAGUUAAAUAAGUCUACAUUAAAGGUAGUUUUGCUACAGUAGCACCAAUAUGCAAUAAAAUCACAUACAGUUAGAUAAGUUCACUGGGUUUUAAAUUCAAGACAACACCCAGAGUUGUCACUACAUGAUAUUUUUAUUAGAUGUGCUCUUUACUACUUCUGUGGUGUCUUCAACUGAUAUUUUUAUAGUACAUUAGGUGGACAUUACCUCACAAAUGGUAGUCUGGAAUAAAAAGAAACAAGUCAGUUUUAAUGAUCAGAUUGCAGUCUGACUUGUGUUAAGUACAAUACAUAGAUGUUCUGUAAGGCUAGAAAAUAAAUGAUUCUUUGUGAUGUUCCCUAGCUCAGAAUUACCAUGAAUUACAGACCACAGUGAGGGUCAUGCUGCAUAUGAUUCACAUAUAUCCUGUAACUUUGUUGUAUGAGGCCCCAGUAGUACUACACACUUUAAGAUACAAUAACAGUGAUGGUUUACAGGCAAUGGUUCUGUACAGGUGUCUAAAAUAGCUUAGAAUUAGUUAUGUUUGUGGUGUCUGAAAAAAGGAAAUUUUUCACUCAUUUAAAGAGAGUUUGUAAAGAAAAUCUCAGUACUGUAUCACUCUUGACUCUUGAGCUGAGGAGAACUAGAAUCUGGUUUUGGUGUUAUUCUACUCGGGCUUUUUAUAUUUUUAAAAGACAUUAAGAAAGAUAUUCACAUUUUUGACAUGUUGAGCAGGCUUUAAUCCCAUACUGCGUGUGGAGACCCUCUGGUGCUAUGACAUGCCACACAAGUAAAACAUCUUUGGUUUGUAUUUACUCUAACAGACCAUAUGGAGUUGUUCUUGGAUUGCACCUCUCUGCCCUCUGAACUCAUUGCAACAUCUAAAACUGCCAUUUUCUUUUUAUUCUUGCCUCCAAAAAAAGAAGAAGAAGAAGAUCAAAUUUGAGCCCAAAUGAGUAAUGUGAUCUAGAUCUAGAGUUCCAUCACACUGAGAUCACUGACAUUUCUUUAAAUACAUAUUAUUUUGACUUGUGGUCAGAACAGACACUGUUGUCACAAUACCAUCUUGACAUUUGGUCCACAAACUGCAAAUGGUGCAGUGCAAUAAAUCACAAAUCACAACUCUAUCUUCUGAAUAAAAUAAUAGUUCAGAGGCCAGUAAAUAGCUAAAUAUGAGCUUUCCUUAUGAUGAGCAGAAGGCCAUGAAAAAUUUUACCUAUCAGACUAAAAGAUUCUUUCAGGCGCCGUUUUCACAUUUGCCAAGAAUCGGGGAUAUUGUAAUAGAUAUGUCAACUAUAGGCUGAACUAUAAAGUGUCAUGCUGGUGUUUUACUGAAAACCACAGCAGACACCUAAAUCUAAACUAAACUUGACACAUAGCCAAGCUCAUUUCAAAGGUAUGAUCUUUAUGAUGCCAUGAUUACACUAUUGAUACAGGGAGGAAAGUAUUGAGAUAUUAUAAUGUAUCAAGUUUGAGUGUAGAAAAAGGCAUUGCAGAUUUGAAAUGUUAAAAAACAUUUCAUUACACCAUGUAAAUAAUAUCUUAGAUAAGUAUAACUUGUCACACACACACACACACACACAUAUAUAUAUAUAUGUAUAUUUUUUUUGUAGAAGAAAAUAUGAUGCACAUCUAUAUUGAAGGCUGAGUGGGACCUGAGUAGUAGGAUCUGCUUCAGUGACACAAAUCUAAUAUUAUGUACUGUAUGUGUACUGUAUGUGAGUGAUGGAAAUCUAAAUACUAGGAAUUAGUUUGAGAAUUUAAUAUUAUGAAGCCGGGAAAUAUAUAGAAAAAAAAAUCUAUGUAUACUCUCAGUUGGCAGUUUAUUAGGUACACCCAGUCUAAUCCAACAGUCCUGUAGUAAGUCCUCCUUCCUGAAGGUGAUAGUGUUGAUUCAAUUGUAUGAUUAUAUUGGAAGCUAUAAUUUGUGGUGCUGUGUAAUUGUUCUGCCUUUAUACUGACAGGUGGACAUAUAGCUGACGACGAAGAACACCUCUCUAAACCAGUUUGAACACAAACUGGGCAAUGUCACCUUUAUGAAGGAAGACUUAUUGCAGGACUUUUGGAUUACACUGUAACUAGUAAACUGGCAAGUGAGUUUAUAUACAAUAUAUAUGGUUAUAUGAAUAUCUAUAUUUGGGGACAAUAUUUCUUUUCAAGAAUGUAUAAGUCUAUAUUAUGUUAUUUUUAUAUCCAUUGGUUGCUUUAUACAGUAGCAAUGCAGAAUCUUACACAAAGUAGAGAAAUAUGAUGUUUGUCAGAGUUUUUCAGUUGUGUACAAAACAAAAGAGAAUGGUGCACCAAAAUGGCUGUCACUGUACUGUAUAUCUCGCUGUCUAUUACACAGAGACUCUCAGAGAAUGAAACAGCAAACUAGUUUUUAUAGCAACAUUCAUUUGGUGUGAAUAGCAAAUGUAAUAGUUGAAUUAUCUGUGGGCCAUUAUCUUAUCACACUGACCAUUCAUUCUUUAGGCAACAGCGAUUCAGCUCCUUUUAUUUCUUUUGUUUUGGCCAAUCACCUGGCAGGCUUCUGCAGUCACCCAUCCAUCCUUUUAAAUAUGUUUUGGCAUGAAAGAAUGGUGAGAAUUGUUUUCCCUACUAUGGUGCUCCCUUGCAAUCUGUAUCACAACAGAGCACAGGAAAAAAACAUAUAAUAAUCUGAUUAAUAGACUGUGCUGAUAGAAAUGUUUUACAGCAUCUUUAUUUACAGUAUGUAUGUAAUAGACAGUGCUUCAUGAUGCUGCUUUGAACUGGCAUACUGUAAGGGGAUCCACAUGUUAUAAAUCGAAGCAUGUGCAAGUUAAUGCGAUGAACGUUCCCUUGCCUUUUGCUCAAAAGUGGAGGUUGAGCAUUGCAGUAGCUGCUAAAGGUUACUCCAGACACUGGUGACACAUCCAGUUCAGUGCUGUACAUUGCCAAAAACACAUCAUAUACAUUCUGACAACUGGUGCUAUUUAAAAACAUCUGUGGUGCUUUUUUUAAGUUUGUUAUUUCUUUGUUUCAGAGAAAAUGUAGCUACACGAUCCUGUACUGUACUGUAAGUUGCCGUUUGACCAGUAAGUCAUCAUUUGACCUGGUUUGGUCAUGUGUUUCAGAUAGUUUUUGUUGUUUCAGGGAAUACACAGAUCAGAUAGCCUAACAUUUUGAGUGGCAAAUUUUAAAGCAAAGAAAUUUAAUAGGAGAUAAAUUUGAACACUGUACAUGCCAUAAUGAUUUUCUUGAGACUGACUUUAUAUGUUUCUUGUUUAUUUUGUUCUGGUCUUCACAGUGCUUCAGAGUCUAAUGUAUUGGUGACUGCAAAUAGUAUCCACACAUCGUGUUUGGGGCUGAGUAAUCAGAUCUGCUCACCACUUUUGAUAUGGUAUUUAUCUUAGACAUUUAAAUCCCCCUGUAGUCUUUCUGUCAGGUCACAUAAGCAUACUAACUCCUCCCGAAGGGACCCUUGUAAUUGUAGGGAGUGACAUAAAGAUUUCUCACCUGUAAGUCAGUUGCUGGUUGUUCUGCAGCCAAACUACUCUAACACCUGUGGAGGUUGUUUGCUGGCAGGGACCUGUAUAUGUUUAGAAGACCAGAGAAAGCAUCUAAAUAUUGUCUCACAAUGAUGCUGUUUAAAACUUCUUCAGAGGUUUGCUGUGAGCACUCAACUUUUUGGAGCUUCUAUACAUAAAAGAUUUUCUAUUUAUGUAUAAGUUACAUGAAGCUUUCUAUGUUUUUUUCUCAUUAUACAAUGCAAUACACAUGGAAGAGGAACAAAGUGUAAACACUUGUCUCAUCUUAAUUGUUUUGUCUUCCUGAGAUGUGUAGGCCUGGUUUGAGUUACAUACAGUACUUCAUUUUUAAUGAGUUUUUGUUAUACAACCCUUUUGGAAAACAGCAAACAUGUGUGUGUGUGUGUGUGUGUGUGUGUGUGUGUGUGUGUGUGUGUGUGUGUGUGUGUGUUCAUUGUUGGUUACAGGCAUAGACAACUCAGUACCUCAAAUUGUCUCUUCUUGGAAAACCAUAGUCCAGAUAUAUAACUAUUCUGUUUUUUUAUGUUCACCAUCUCUGAGAAAUCAGUACUCACGAUGCUUUUUGUAUUUGUUGGCACAAUCACUAACACGAAUGUAUGGCUGUUGUAAUUCCUGUUCACCCCCACUCUUCCUACAGAUUGAAGCUUUUCAAGCAACUAAAUCGAACUGUCAGUUUUUUGUAUUUCAGAUGUCUUGGUAUGCUUGUUGUAGUUGUAU